Dentiscutata heterogama is the source of this 747-nucleotide messenger RNA. The record is from the annotation of a GenBank genome assembly. NCBI's taxonomy places the organism in Eukaryota, Fungi, Glomeromycota, Glomeromycetes, Diversisporales, Gigasporaceae.
AUGCAAAUUUUCGUUAAAACUCUUACCGGAAAGACGAUCACUCUUGAAGUUGAGUCGUCGGAUACAAUUGAUCAAGUUAAACAGAAGAUUCAGGAUAAGGAAGGAAUCCCCCCAGACCAGCAACGUUUGAUUUUCGCUGGUAAACAAUUAGAGGACGGUCGUACUUUAUCUGAUUACAAUAUCCAGAAGGAAUCCACCCUCCAUUUAGUUCUUCGUCUUCGCGGUGGUAUGCAAAUCUUUGUAAAGACUCUUACCGGUAAAACUAUUACCCUUGAAGUUGAGUCAUCCGAUACCAUCGACCAAGUGAAGCAGAAAAUUCAAGAUAAAGAAGGAAUUCCUCCGGACCAGCAACUAGAAUCAUCCGAUACUAUCGAUCAAGUAAAACAAAAGAUUCAAGAUAAAGAAGGAAUUCCUCCGGACCAGCAACUAGAAUCAUCCGAUACCAUCGAUCAAGUAAAACAAAAGAUUCAGGACAAAGAAGGAAUUCCCCCAGAUCAGCAACGCUUGAUCUUCGCCGGUAAACAGUUAGAAGAUGGUCGUACCCUCUCAGACUAUAACAUCCAAAAGGAAUCCACCCUUCACUUAGUGCUUCGACUUCGUGGUGGUAUGCAGAUCUUUGUCAAAACCCUUACGGGUAAAACCAUUACUUUAGAAGUCGAAUCUUCUGACACCAUCGAUCAGGUUAAACAAAAAAUACAAGAUAAGGAAGGAAUUCCUCCAGAUCAGCAACGCUUUCUUGUUCGCUAA